Molecule: messenger RNA, 3906 nt
Organism: Symbiodinium sp. CCMP2592
Lineage: Eukaryota; Dinophyceae; Suessiales; Symbiodiniaceae
Source: the annotation of a GenBank genome assembly
AUGAUCAGACACUGCAGCGCCCGCUUCGCUCAAGCAUGGCUGCAGGAGAGCCGCGGAGAAGCUCUGCUCUACUUUUGCCAGCAGGAUGGAGCCCUUGAAGCCCUCAAGCGUCUCACCACAGCGGAGUCCACCUCGCUCCAUGCGGUUUGCGCAUGGUUGCUUUGGCACGGAUUGCGCUGCGGCGGGGUGAUUACAGCUCUGGCUGGAGUACAAGGAGCCUCUUCCACUCGGGGCUUGGCGCUGCUUGGGCGCCUCCUCCAGUCCGUGGACCUGGGUGCUCGGGUCCUUGCUUCCUUGUGCAUCGGUGCCAUCGUGCGCUACGAGGGUGCCCUGGAUGCCGACACUCGGGAUUUUUGUCUUCGGGCGUUAGCCGUUCUCCCCUCGGAGCUGGAUGCUGCUGAGGAAGCAGCCCUUGCUGCUGCAGCCAGGGAUGACUUGCAAAAAGGCUCCCUCAGAGACCUCGCGAAGCCUCAGUCCUUGGCGAGCCUUCCCGCCUCCGAGCCAGAACCGUUUCGAAAGGAAUCAGAGGCCGCGUCGCAUUCUUCCUUUGAAUCGCGUUUGCGGCGCGGCAGCAAGACCAAGGCAGAUGACAAGAAUGAGUUUUCGGUCAGCGACUCUGCGGCCGACUCGAAGUCUGCGGUCUCGAAGCUUCCAGUUCCACAGCGAGAUCCAGCCUUGGUGAAGCUGCUGGGCGAGAUCUGUUCCAGCAAGGAGCUAUCGCGGAUGCAGAUGUUGCUUGGUCCUUGCCAGGCAAAGGACGAUUACGGUGGUGUGGACACGGUGACUGCUUGUAUGGUCGCCAUCCUCGACCAUUUCGUACAGCAGUGUACAGACAAGGAUUCCGCGAGAAUCCACGACCUUCUUCCUUUGAUGCCGCAGCUGCAGAAGCUUGUGGAGGGCGACGAGGAUGGGCAGAUGGUCGAAGGCGGCGUGGGAGGCGCAGCCGCCGGUGAGCCACCUCCACAGCAGGUCACUCGGGAGGAGGUGCGUGUUCGGGCAUCUCGCGUGCUCCUACGCCUGGCAAAGGAGGCCAACCACGAGGCCACUCGAGAGCCGCCACAGUUGGAAGCUUUCGGCCCACGUGCUCAUAUCCUCGAGGUGCUGAUGCGACACUCUGAAGCUUGCCAGGUGGGUGCCAGCGGUCAUGUGUCGCAGACGCAGGAACACUGUCAAGCACAGGGCGAUCACAUCGCUGCUGGUGGCUUGGCCGAGGACUGCUGCUCGGAAGGACCCGGGGCUGAGGAAGCUGUUUGUUCUUUGUUUGCGCCAGCUUCACAUUUCGUAAGAGUCCCUGACAUCAAAGCCUGGCAGAGAUACAGCUUCGUGCUAUGUGAAAGAGCGUGCAGCUGCAAGCAUGUGCACGCCUUUCUGCGCUGUGCAGAGCGCACUGCCCUGCACUGUCAGAUGGGCGGCCUUCGGAACGGCCUGGAGGAAUGGAGAGCUGUGCAGGGGGACCGCAGCUGCCCAAGAUUGCUCCAGCUGAGCGACGGGGUGCAAAGUUGCAUGGCCGCGCAUGGAAUCUUCCAAAGACAGUUUGGAGAGGACAGCCUCACGGCUACUGAGAUUGAUGUCAGCUCCAAUGAGGACGAGCCGUCGCGGAGAAGCCCAUGUUUGCUUCCAUUGCCAGGCAUAGCUGUGCCUCCAGUCUUGGAUGCACCGGUUCCACGGCUCCCUUCCUCGCCACGUGAAUCUGGGACCAGCUUCAGCUCAGCAGCUUUAUUCACAGAAGUUGCGGAUCUAACUUCAGCUGAGUCGCCUUCUGGAAACCCACAGAGAUUGCCGCCGAAGGACGAAGAAGAUCUCCCUUUGAGCGUGAUUUUUGCAGCUGGCCUUCCUUCCACGCCUCGGCUCAGCAAAGCGGGUGAUGGAAGCGACAGCAGCGACGUCGUGGAAAUACCGAUCCCGCAAGGGUCGACUCCCAAAGUCAAGCGGGGAUGCCAUUUGAUUUCCUCGCCGGAGACAACACCCAGAAAGGCCAGGCCACGACUGGCAUCGCCCGAUCACGGAACACCCCGGACGGCAACACCCAAGAAACCUACGCCGAAGAAGGCGACGCCAGACAGAGCGCCACCCAAGAAAGCGACACCGGAGAAGGCGACGCCCAAGAAGUCGACGCCGGAGAAGGCGGCGCCGCCCAAGAAGCCGGCGCCAGAGAGGGCAUCGCUGACUGGGGGAAGAUCGCCUAAACCUCCGGCAGAGCCCGAGGCUAAGGCUCAGAAACGGAAGACCUUGGCCCAGCGCCUGCAGGACAGGCAAAAGACCGCCAGGCAGGCCAAAGCCAAAGCCAAGGCCAAGGUCUCCAAAGCCGAGGCCUACAAGGCGAAGGUUGAGAGGACCGAGCAGCUUCUGGCAGACACGAUCCGUGGAGACCGGAAGUUCUAUGAGAAGUUACUGUGUUUCGAAGUCAUGGAGAUAGAGGAGCUCGCAAAAAAGAUUCGCUCAGCGAAUGAGGGGCUGCGUUCUCUCGGCCGGAAGCGCAUACGGGACUUCCUGGAGGCCCAGGGCUUCGUGGUCACACAGCAGAAGAAGCUUCCAAGGGAGGGCAUGGUGGUCAGCCUUGACCAGCGGCGAGUCAAGUACGGCAUCUUGGGUCAGGACGUCCAGGAGCUCUGCCGGAGUCUGCAUGCCAUGGCUGGAGACACAACAAGGAGCACGGAGGUCCAUGCAGAGCUUUCCCACUGCGAGGAGCUGGAAAGGCAAAGCGUCGGCGAGGUGGAGCAGCUGUCAGCGAAGCUUCGCGAGGCGCAGGCCUGGAACCAGAGCUCCGCCACAAAGGUCAAGGAGGCAGAAAAAAAUGCAGCCGAGCUCAGCUCCAAAGAGGCAGAGCUGGCGGAUUUCUGCAACCAGGUCCCUGCAAAACUACAGCAGCACCAGUCGCGCCUCGUUGACGUGGCGACCCAGCGUGCGGACGCAGCAGCGCGCCGCUCCGCACUGGGUCUCGAGGCGGACCGCUGCGAGCGCAGAAUAGCUGCCCUCCGCAGCGCUGCUGCCGAAGCGGCUACGGCUCUGCGGGCACUAGAAGACGUCAGCCAGGAGCUGGAGGUGCUGAAGUCCUCCCUGAACUCUGAGCUUGUCAUGAGUGCCGGCGAGGUGGAGAAGCUGCGGAGCCUCGGGGCGCGGCUGGUGCCCGCCAAGCCGGGCAGGAUGAGGCGCUCAGCAAGCAAUGCCAGCGAGGAGGAAUCUGACGCUGUGAUGGCUCCGUCCAGCUUCCGCGAGGCCAUCGCGCCGGAUGCAGAAACUCCGACUUGGGAUUCCGCAGCCGAAGAGGAGUUUCGGGAAAACGAGAACUUCCGCUCCUUCAAGAAGCUGCGCGAUGAGAAGGAGAGGCUCUGGCAAAGAGAGAAGAGGUGGCUGCAGGAGUGCCUAGACCAUGCCGAGACGGCCGCCUCGAAGUUGGACCAGCAGCGACGAGAGGCGCAAAGCCUUGAGCACCAAUCAGCUACCGAGGAGGGCGACCUUCAGAAGGAGAUCGCAAUCCUCGAGGAUGUGGAGGGCCAUGCACAGCGGCAUCUGGAUGCUCGGGCAGCAGCUGAUGCGGCACGGGCCUCCCAGCGCGAGCUGGCGACCAUCGCUGCGGAGGCAGCAGCAGCUGAGUGGGCAGCCAAAGCGCAGCUUGAGAAGGCCCAGGCCAACGCAGCCCAGGCUUGGCCCGGAGACCUCCUGAAAGUCGUCGGUGCAGAUGCAGCACUUGGCUGUUGGCAGCCAGAGCGCAGCUUCGCGCAGCUGCAAACCACUGCAGCGCUGUUUCCACUUUGGCAGGUACCACUGCCAGUGCUGCUGAAUUCGCCAUGCAAGGACGAGAAGUUGGAGUAUCGGUAUGCCUGGACACUUGGUCCCGUUCCCUCUCGGCAGGACCUUCGUUCCGAGACCAAGUUUGAGCGCGGCGCCCAACCGACCAGCAUUUGA